Ramularia collo-cygni is the source of this 1641-nucleotide messenger RNA. RefSeq names its product related to transmembrane protein PFT27. The coding region runs from base 1 to 1641 and encodes 546 amino acids. Gene Ontology annotation, molecular function: manganese ion transmembrane transporter activity; calcium ion transmembrane transporter activity. Gene Ontology annotation, biological process: manganese ion transmembrane transport; calcium ion transmembrane transport; Golgi calcium ion transport. NCBI's taxonomy places the organism in Eukaryota, Fungi, Ascomycota, Dothideomycetes, Mycosphaerellales, Mycosphaerellaceae. The transcript has 2 exons. Gene Ontology annotation, cellular component: fungal-type vacuole membrane; Golgi apparatus. The record is from RefSeq and is a predicted model, not a curated record.
AUGCGCCUCCAUCGCGCAUCGCCGCUCUGGCUCCUCCUCGCGCCCGCCAGCAUUGCCAUUUCCACCACCGAAACCAAGGACAUUCUCACCAAUGAAGACAUUCUCGCCUUGAAUCAUGCGCCCGCACCCGCAUCCGCCGCCAACACGCCCAAACCCUAUGUCGGCACCAAGAAUGCGCCCGUCGAUGGACACGACGGACUCCCCCACGCCGGCCCGUUUGUCGACCGAACCCCCGAUGAUGGCGAAAAGGAGGACUCGRACAAAAAGAAGAAGACGAAGAGCAAGGACGUCUUGACGGAUGAGGAGGAAGAGGUCAAAUCCGAACGGACGGCAUCGUUAGGGAAGAUUCCCGAGAAGAAUGAUGGAGUCAUGGAUGAUGAGAACCGAUUGUUGCCCAAGAAGGGAACCACGGGAACCGAGGGAGGGAUCAGUGAAAAGGCCAACAAACCCAAGGUGGAGAACAAACCGCAGCCUCCCAAGGAAGCGCCUCCAUUGCCGGAGAGUGAGGAGCAGAAGAAGAAGAAGCCAUUGAUUUCCAAGGAUGGAAAGGAUGCCAUUACGGGGAAGGUGGUGGGAGAUGCCUCCAAACCCGCUGGCAGUGGAGAGUACAAUGGGAUGGAGAAGCCCAAGAAUCUGCCGGWGAAACCACACAACAUCCCCCAUCCCGAUCCCAAGAUUGCCACGUCCGACGCGAGUCCUCCCAUCGCCGACCGACAGGGGAGGGAUAAGUGGUUGGUGGAUACCAUGCCGGAUACCGAGGGAAAGACGAAUCCCAAGAAACCCAAGACGAAUCCUCCUCCACAACAUCAAGAAUCCACUCCCUCACAAACAGCACCCCUCCAUCCAGGAGAGGGAGAUUCAUGGCAUGAAUGGUUCCACUCCUUUGUCCUGUCCUUUACGAUGAUAAUAUUCUCCGAAAUCGGCGACAAGACCUUCCUCGUCGCCGCCCUCAUGGCAAUGCGUCAUUCUAGAUUACUGGUCUUCUCCGCCGCCUUGACCGCCUUGAUCGCCAUGACCGUUCUCUCCGCCAUCCUGGGUCACGCCUUCCCUUCCCUCCUCCCAAAACGACUCACAACUUUUGCCGCAGCCAUCCUCUUCCUCGUCUUCGGAGCGAGGUCGUUGAAGGAAGGUCUGACCAUGGACAAGGAUGCCGGCAUUGGCGAGGAAAUGCGCGAGGUCGAGGCGGAAUUGGAAGAGAGUGAAGCACACCACCACUCCCGACAGGGAAGAUCCAGCAAACCCUCUCCCUACGAACUCGAAUCCGGAAGGAGGGAACCCAGUCCUCCCCUCUCUCGCUCUCCAUCCCCCUCCAAACCUCGCCCCUCCUCUACCCUGGGAGGCAUUCGCAACCUUCUCGAAAUCGUCCUCUCCCCCGCCUGGGUGAGCACUUUUAUCAUGACCUUUCUCGGCGAGUGGGGCGAUCGCAGUCAAAUCGCGACCAUCGCCAUGGCCGCCGGGCAGGAUUACUGGCUGGUCACCUUGGGCGCCAUUGUUGGGCAUGCCUGCUGCACGGGACUCGCCGUCGCCGGAGGCAGGGCUUUGGCCGGGAGGGUCAGUCUCCGAGUCGUCACCGUCGGAGGAGCCGUGGCGUUUUUGGCUUUUGGUGUGAUUUAUCUGUGGGAGGCGYGGAGUGAGGGGUAG